Molecule: messenger RNA, 5781 nt
Organism: Spirometra erinaceieuropaei
Lineage: Eukaryota; Metazoa; Platyhelminthes; Cestoda; Diphyllobothriidea; Diphyllobothriidae
Source: the annotation of a GenBank genome assembly
AUGCUGGUGGUCCUGCAUGAACCAGCGCCAAACACGACUUCAACGGAGCUAAAUACGCCGCCUUGGACAAGUGAGCAUACCUAUGCAGUACAGGCUCACUGAAUAUCAGGAUCGACGACGAAGUGGCCUGAUAUAUCCCUGAAUCCAUUCGGACAUUGGGACGGCUAUAGGUCUUAGUCUCGCAUCGCUGGAGACUUCACAGGAAAGGCAAACUUUAGACGUGUAGGAGGGUAGUCCUGAUGACGUUACUCUUUGUAACGAAGACAUGAACCGUCUUCACCAGCCAAGGCGAAAGCGGGACCUAUUCCUCCUCAGCUUUCUCCACGAAAUAGAAAAGUUGAGGUGACGGUACACGAUUCAGGAUACGGAUGCCCUUGAACGAACGGGAGUACCCAAAAUGCACGUCCUGCUAAGGUAACGGUAACUGCACAGCAGCGGCUACGUCGCGAGGAUGGAUGACAAGCAUUUGCCCAACCGGCUCUUUUAGGACGACGAUAUCACGGGUGUUUAUCAACAAGGCGGGCAAAAAGACGCUACAAGGACACCCUACAGGCCUCCCUUAUAUUUACAAAUCAGUCCGAAAACCUGUGAUGCUCUCGCGUAGGAUCGACAGACUUGGAAAGGAAUAUUAAAGCCUGGGGGAGCAGUUUAUGAGAUCAAUUGCAUUCCUGUUGUCAAAGCCAAAAUGGCGACUCAUAAGACACAGAUGCUGCGAACCCUCGACUUCAGCACUCCAUCACUCUGAACGCGUCCCAUUGUCACCGGACAUUUUUCGUCGGACCGACCUAGUUGGACAUCUUAGGACACAAUGCCGUAACAGCACGACCCCUCCCCCUACUACCUCUUCAGAUACCUCCGCUGUCAUCUCUGCCGCAAAAUCUACAAGGUCCACAAUGGCCAUCGCCGACACACGCAACCCCCUCUGUCACACAUGCCACAAUUCCCGAAACGAUAUUGACGACUAUCAUCUGUCAAACUGCUGUCAUUGGUGGGAACACUUUGAAAGCUCUACCAGCCACUGCCUUCAUCCUCGACGCCAUUGCCCCGACUAUCAGAUAUAAGGACUUGAUCCGAACCUGAUCUCACUGCGAUCGCAUCUCCACAUCAAGCAUAUGCAUGGUCGGUGUCUCGCGAAUCCGUUGCACUGAGACCGGUAAGCUGAUGUCAGAAGCCCCAACAUACAUCCUCCGUAUCCACCUCAAAAGUCUGCACUACCCGCGCAAAUUCAGUCACCGCAUGGGUCUACUUGGCCACAUGCACUGCAGAUCAAAUUCCAUAAACACACAUACCCUCCCCCAAACUAUAUACCACACACGAAUCCGUCCCACAUCACCCACGGAAUUAGCACCUCUGAAGAAGAUGGGAAGUGCGUUAUUCGGAUACUUCUCCGUGUAGCCGUACAGUAGAGUUAUGCAUCUAGGAUCAGAGCAGUCCAUCCCUUUGUGUAAAAGCCUGGCGUUUUGUGUGCGGGUCGGGUUCUGCGUUGCACCAGAAUAUAAUCUUUUCAGAUGUCAGCGGUUGUGCUGACUUUAGAAUCAAGUGGUUUGCCGGCUCGUAUAUUCAACUGUUGCGCGGGAGGUGGGAGACAGACGGAGGUUAACUCUGUGGAUUCCAUUCCCAGCGCAUAUCUCGUUAUAACAAAUCUGACCCACUUGAGACUAUUAUGACACGCUAAAUAUCAUAGAUCGGGAGGUUGCCGACUAACUUCACAGCACAAACUUUGUAGUUAGUCCUGACUGGGAGAUCAUGAGCCAGGGUUAACGGCUCCUUCCUUCUAUGCCCCGGCAGGUUCUGACGCAGUGCUAGAUGAGAGCGAGCACCCAGUUUGUGUAAAAACCUGGUGGGUCAUAUUGACGCUAUGUAACAUGUGGCACGAGCAAACGAACUAUCUAUAUCUGUAAGUUACUACUGCCACACUCAGUUUAUAUCAGUACAUAUAAGGGAGGAAGGCGGAGACUCGGGAAGUUACCUUGCACAUAUAUGGAUGGAAAUAAUGCACACAUUCGCAUAACAGUUAUGUUAAGUCUUAGCAUUAGGUGUCUGACCGGCUCAGACAGUGGACUGAUACCAAAGAGAGAAGAGGGGUGAAGUCGAGUCGGGGGAUCGCACCUCCACAGCGAUACACAUACGUCUCACUGUAAACAAUCUGACGCGCUUUUUAGCUAUCACGUUGCGCCAAAAGCCGUGACUUGGAAGGCUGUCAACUGAGGGGCUAAGUCAGUCUUCAAACACAAGGAAUCGAACCGAAUUGGUCUCUUCUGAAUGUGGCUUAUAUGACACUCCAAUUCCUUUGGAAUAUGGGCCUCCCUUUCUGUUAUUUGCACGAAAGCCUGAUCCAUCCUGCGUGGACCAGGCAUAUUUGCCACGCGCAGACGGAAUCUUCAGUUCCGUCGAUUACAGUGUCCGAUCCCGUCUUCAAUGUUGAUGAUUUUGCCGCAACAUCGGGCCCAGGUUGGGGAGGAAGGUAUAUGUCGAUAAGCUUGUCAUCAGUAUAGACUAAUUUAUGCAAAAGUCACAGUCCCUACGCCCGCCAUUUUGUAGGGCACUCGGUGGACAUCGUUGGUAAUGGCUGCCUAAAUACCAUAUACAGUUGUUAUUCUGUCACACCUCGAAUGCUAUCACCUUGGACCUCCCACAGACACCUUAAAAGUCUGGGUCAAUGUAAAGGAUAAAAAGUUCCUAAUUUCCGCGUCCAGGGAAACAAAUGGUGUGGAACAUAACUUCUUUUCUCCCACCGUGACCAAAUUUACGAUUUUUGAGGGCCGCCUACAAAUAUUUCGGCCGACAGACGGGUCUUUUGCAGAGUGAGAUUACUGAAGAAUUCCCCCUAGUCCCUACACGCAGAUUAUGCAGCAAAUGUCUUAAUUCCGUGCGGAGUUGUAGGCCGCCUACCGUAUACCGUGCUAAUAUGGAACUCAGCCUUUCCCACCUAAGUCUGCAUCCCACGGUCACCAACCGUACGCUAUCUACCUGCUUUUACGCAGCGGUUACAUGGGUAAACGCAACUUAAUUUUUGCAGAACUAACCGCUCCUUCAUGUUCGUUUUCACUGAUUUUCUCGCGAACUGCGAGUUCUGUCACUUUUUAACUCCAGCUAAUUCCGUUGUCUGAUUAUCCUGUAGUUUGACGUUCUUGGACUGGUGUAGGUUGUCCGUCUGCCUGAUGUCAUAGCGACAACUGCUGUGUUUAAUCGAAAUGAGCAUUCUAGUGCUUGGUCCGGACUUCGUAGCCAUCCAACUUUGGUAAAAAAAGGCGAUAUUGACAUGUGAGUGCUACUUAUUUGCUGAUAAACAAUAUUCAUCCACCGUCGACUGGCCGGAAACAGAACUGGUCGACUCUCUGUCGACUGUAGGCAUUCAUAAUCUGAUCGUCAAAAACAUAGAGAAUAAUAAUAUGAGUAGAAUACUAAAAAGAUAUAAUUCAAAACUUCAACUCUUCAUCCGAUCCAUGCGCAGACUCCGUCCCAUAAAAGUACGGAUUCCUGCCUUCCCGAACUUAAUGAUGAAUUCUCAGACUAUAGUUCCGUGCGCCCCCUGCCGCCAGGAGGCUGUGAAGGUUUAAAAUUUCAGCGGAGGGCUGGGAGACUUGGCAGAAUUUUGGUAUGAGGAGGUUUAUAAGCAAUACAGUUAACAGAGCAAACCACGAAAUGCAUAAUUUUGCCUGGUUGGCAAAGUCGGAUUAAGUAAAUACAUCCUGUAGUCUAACUCGUUUCAACAGACGCCAUACCUUAGAUCACAUAAAAAACAGGAUAUAUAAUCAUUUCACAUUGCCUUUAUUUUUUUGGCUUGCGUAUCGAAGUGUAACUGAAUAGGACGCUUGUUUGAAUCGGCCCGGUCCCUUUCGGUAGCCAUUCCUCAAGAAACGACAACAGUGAGUCUGAUCAUGUCCGUUUGGUCAACGUUCGAUGCCUUCGCACCGCUUUGUAGGGUCAAAACAUGGCUGACGAAAAUGAGCUCUUGGAUUAUGAUGACGAGGAACAGGAGACUGUACAGGAACCGAAACCAAAUGGCGAACUACAAGCCAAGAAAGGCGUUCAGGGCGCCUACGUUACGAUACAUAGCUCUGGAUUCCGCGACUUCAUACUGAAGCCGGAGGUUCUUCGCGCCAUCGUCGACUGCGGCUUCGAGGGCCCCUCAGAGGUGCAACACGAAUGCAUCCCACAGGCGAUUCUGUCCAUGGAUGUCCUGUGCCAGGCCAAGUCGGGCAUGGGGAAAACUGCUGUGUUUGUCAUUGCGACACUCCAGCAAUUAGACGCUGAAGAAGAACCUGUAGUGCGUGUCAUAGUGUUGUGUCACACCCGAGAACUUGCCUUCCAAAUUAGCAAGGAAUAUGAACGUUUCUCAAAAUAUAUGCCUAAAAUAAAGGUAGUUGUCCGAAUUCAUCGCUAUAUUUUCUAAGGUUGGCGUGUUCUUUGGAGGAAUGCCGAUCCGCAAGGACAUUGAGACCCUCGCCAAAGGCGUCCACAUCGUGGUUGGUACUCCUGGUCGAAUCCUGGACCUUGUCCGCAAUAAGGCCCUCAAACUAAACAACGUCAAACACUUCAUAAUUGAUGAGUGCGACAAAAUGUUAGAUACUCUCGGUACGCAUAGUUUACUACCGUUUAUCUUUACUUAGAUAUGCGUCGUGACGUACAGGAGAUCUUCCGAAUGACGCCGCAUCAAAAGCAAGUCAUGAUGUUCAGUGCAACAAUGAGCAAAGAAAUUCGACCUGUUUGCCGAAGCUUCAUGCAAGACGUACGUUGAUGGAAGGGCGGUGGAUUUAAUAACACCACCCCGACAAGAUAGUGCCCACUAGUCCAGCCCUACUGUUCCUCCCGACUGUAACCAAGCCAUAAGUUGUCCGACAUCACAGUCAACUGUUCUACAAGCGCCACUCGGCACAAUUCCAAGUGCGUCUUUUCGGGAUCCAAAAACCAUCGUUGGUCGUUGCCGGAGGGUGAACGAGGAUGGUGUGCAGCCGUCGUCGAGGCCUUCCCUGACCGGCAGUGUUAAGCGUAUCUCACGCGAGUAGCUACGUAGGGUCCGGAGGCGUUCCCUGGACUAUGGCACUCCUGUUUUCAGGUCUUCAUAAUCCAUCUUUUCCAUUGUAGCCCCUGGAGAUUUUCAUCGACACUGAAUCCAAGUUGACCCUCCAUGGUCUCCGACAGCACUAUGUCAAAGUUAAGGAGAAUGAGAAGAACAGGAAACUCUUCGAGCUGUUGGAUGAACUGCAGUUCAACCAGGUUUGUAUGAUGUUUGCUAUGCUAAUACUGAUGUGGUGCCUUCACGCACAUGUGAGUUGAACUGUUAUCUGACAUGUUUCUGUAAGUCUUUUUAUCGAUCUUCUAGGUUAUCAUUUUCGUCAAAUCUGUCCAGCGUUGCAUGGCGCUUGCCCAAUUGCUCGUCGAGCAAAAUUUCCCUGCCAUCGCAAUGCACCGGGCAAUGACCCAGGAAGAACGCCUGAAACGAUAUCAGGCUUUUAAAAACUUCCAGUCUCGCAUACUUGUGGCAACAAACCUGUUUGGUCGCGGAAUGGACAUUGAGCGCGUAAACAUCGUCUUCAACUACGACAUGCCAGAGGAUUCCGAUACAUACCUGCAUAGGGUUUGAGACGUCCUAAUCCUAAUCGAGCUGAAAUUUAGGUUGCCAGAGCAGGGCGUUUCGGAACCAAAGGCCUGGCUAUUACAUUUAUCUCGGAUGAACAUGACGCCAGCAUACUGAAUGAUGUUCAAAACCGCUUCGAGGUGAACAUUAGUGAGCUGCCAGACGUGAUGGAGAUAUCAAGUUACAUGGAGGACCGCUAA